Molecule: messenger RNA, 1311 nt
Organism: Mangifera indica (mango)
Lineage: Eukaryota; Viridiplantae; Streptophyta; Magnoliopsida; Sapindales; Anacardiaceae
Product: VQ motif-containing protein 19-like
Exons: 1
Coding region: 279-1001 (240 amino acids)
Source: RefSeq, a predicted model, not a curated record
UAACAAAAGCAAAAACAUCGGUUAAUAAGUAGGCAAAGGCAAAGCAAAGGCAAAUGCAAACCCUCUCUCUCUUAAAACCGAACCUUGUUUUUCACUCUUCCAUUUCUUCUACACUUCUUCUUCUUCUUCUUUUCUGUUUCUUCAACCAACCGAACUAAACAAAACUGAACAAUCCCUUUGAAAAAGCUUCUUUUUUUCUUUGUUUUUGGAAGAUUUUUGUGGUAGGUGUUUGUGUUGGUGGUGGUGGUGGUGGUGGAGUUGAACAAGAAGCCAUAAAAAUGGAAGCCACAACUGCAAGAAUAUUACAAGAAAACAAGAACAACCCAUCUCCCUUAAACUCACCAAAUAGUGUUGGAAGCAACACCACCAGCUGUAGCAACAGCAAUGGGGUCCAAAUUCACACCCCACCUCUCACUCCAAUUCCCAUCUCCAGAUCUACAGAAACCAACCCUUAUCCAACAACUUUUGUUCAGGCAGAUACAACCAACUUCAAACAAGUAGUUCAAAUGCUAACUGGUUCUUCAGAAACCGCCAAGCAAGCUUCAUCCAAACCGUCUGUGCCAACAGAUCCAUCUUCUUCAUCCAACAAGUCUUCUUUUGUGAUACCACCCAUCAAAACCACCACACCCAAGAAGCAAAGUUUUAAGCUUUAUGAAAGGAGAGCUAACAACUUCAAGAACAGUCUAAUGAUCAAUACUUUGAUACCAAGUUUCGCAAAUAAUUCUCGGUUUUCUCCUAGGAAUAAGCCUGAAACCUUGUCUCCAAGUUUGCUUGACUUUCCAAAACUUGCACUUAUUAGUCCUGUUACACCACUAAAUGAAGACCCUUUCAACAAGUCUUCUCCUUCUUUAGGAAACUCAUCAUCAGAGGAAGAAAGAGCCAUUGCUGAGAAGGGAUUUUACUUGCAUCCAUCACCAAUAUCAACUCCAAGAGACCAUGAACCACAGCUUUUGUCACUGUUUCCUGUAACUUCACCUAGAGUUUCAGGCUCAUCUGCCUGAAAAAAAAAAUAUGUACUUUGAGAAUGGUUUUAAGAGAAAGUUUGAUGGGAUUUGGAUGAUUCUGAGGGACGAAAAGUAGAGGAUCUUGUUUCAAUUGUACAAUUUGAUCUCUUUUCAUAAUAUGGUAAAGCUUCUUGUUUCCUUUCUUCUGUUUCUGUUUUUCUUUCUUAGUUUCUGAUUUUCCUCUGACAUAAAACUCUAAAUAUUUAGUGAAAUUUUUUUUAACUUCUAUGAUCAAGAACAACCCAUGUAUAUUUUUCGCUGUAUAUACUUUUUUCUGCCAUGGCAGUAAGUCAUUUAGUGAUUUGCC